CCUUUAAUACCUACAAUUGUCCCCCAAAGAAAUCUACAAUCUUGUCUAUUUACCUAAUAAAUCUACCAUGAAUUUUUCACAUUUCGAACUUGCGACGCUGUUACCGUAGACGAAUUGGUGAUAUGUUCGAUUGCGCAAAGUCUGCGCCAAAUUAUUCCUCGCAAUGUCCGCCUUGACAAAGUCAAUGACCCCUCGAAAGCAGUCGAAGCUAAACUUCGGCUCUGCAGCGAACGGCAAGGGUGGAAAGACGCCCAUUGGGAAGAAAAAACCACCAGCAAAUGGAAAUAUAUUGAAUUUCUUCCAAAAGGUUGAAGUAGAAGAACAGCUUUUCUGCGCCGGCCCUACGAAUACGUCCGCUUCUAUCCCCAACGUUGCGCCGCCGCCGCCUCCACCGAAGGUCGACGAGGAUCUAUUCGGAGAUGAAGGCAUAUCCCAGGACAUUGAAAAGGAGGCGAGAUCUCCUAAACGGAGAAAACUAAGCCAUGAUGGAAACGAAACUCUACCACAAAACUCGGAGAGCACGCGGAGUGAAGAAUCCGAUCAAGCGAGGCCAACGGUAUUAGAACGGACGGUUACAAAGCCAGCUCGAAGGAAGGUUCCAUUUUUAAUCGAUUCCGAUAGCGAAGACGAUGAUAUAGAGUCCUCGCCAUCGAAAGAUACUACGGAUAUUGGGACAACUGCUGCCUCACCCGAAAUAAAAAAUGAAACCGCAGAAUUGGAUGUAGUCCCCGUACCGAACCUACCGGUGGACGAGAGUUGCCCGGAAACCCCAGAUAUUCCACCCCUUAAUAAAGGAGAGUCUGUAUAUGAAGAAUUUAAAGACCUUGAGGAUGUAGAAGGGCUAUUUGACGACGUUGAGGAGUAUGCCGAUGGCGAAGAAUUCCGGGAAAGACGUUAUAUGGAAGAACAGGCGCGACUCGAAGCUGAAGAGGCAGGAAACUAUACUUCCGAUGGCGUCAUGGGCGAAUUUCAGGAGACCGAAGGAAUCGUAGAAUGCUGUCCGUUGUGUAAUGCGAAUCUGGCUGGUAUUACUCCGGAUCAGGCAACGGUCCACGUAAAUGCUUGUCUAGAUGGUAACCCGAUACCUCUUCCGAAGCCGAAGCCGAAGCCGGAAAUUCAGACGCCUUUAGAAACGGUAGAUGCACCUCAGGUCAGCAAGCGGUUUGCCAAAGCCGCCGUGCCGCGGCCCGGUCAAGCCAACCCGAUCAGUAUCGGAAGCACGGCAAAUAAACCUACUUCGGCUUUUAGCAAGCUGAUGUCGGGACACGCCGAGGAUGCGGCAUGGGCUUCGGCCGCAGCUGCGGAACACGCGUCCCGCGGCAAACCUGCGUACAAACGAACAUGUCCCUUCUACAAGAUUAUGCCCGGGUUCUCUAUCUGUGUUGAUGCCUUUCGAUACGGUGCUGUGAAAGGCUGCAAUGCCUACUUUCUAAGUCACUUUCAUAGCGAUCACUACAUUGGCUUGACGGCUAAUUGGUCCCACGGACCUAUAUACUGCAGUAAGGUCACGGGGAGUCUCGUGAAGAACCAACUUCGAACUGCGGCCAAGUGGGUAGUAGAGCUGGAGUUUGACGAGACCGUUGAAGUUCCGGGAACCGAGGGGGUAACAGUCACCAUGAUACCAGCCAACCAUUGUCCGGGCAGUUCGUUGUUUCUUUUCGAAAAGACCAUCGGGAAGGGGCCUAAUCCAAGAAAGCAGCGGAUCCUACACUGCGGCGACUUUCGGGCCUGCCCAGCACACGUCAACCAUUCACUGCUAAAACCUGAGAUAAUCGAUACCGUCUCUGGAAAAGUCAAACAGCAGAAGAUCGACGUCUGCUACUUAGAUACGACGUACCUCAACCCUCGCUACUCCUUCCCUCCACAAGACGACGUUAUUUCAACCUGUGCCGAAUUCUGCAAGUUGAUAUCUGGUGAGAACAGCGAUGCAGCCGAAAUUUUAGACACGUUAAAGCCAGAAAAAGGCAAAGUCAGCAAAUUCUUCAAGAAGGAAGAAAAGAGCUCGUCGUCCGCCACCAAAGCAGAAAGCAGCCCUCAAAAGAACCGCCUCCUCGUCAUCUGCGGCACCUACUCCAUCGGCAAAGAGCGCAUAUGCAAGGCCAUCGCGCAGACGCUAGGGACCAAGAUUUUCGCGUCGCCAGCCAAGAUCAAAAUCUGCUCGCAGCUAGGCGACCCGGAGCUCGCGGCGCUCAUGACGAGCGACCCGCUCGAAGCCCAGGUGCACAUGCAGAUGCUGACGGAGAUAGGCGCCGAGACGCUGCAGGAGUACCUCGACGGGUACAAGCCGCACUUCUCGCGCAUCGUCGGGUUCCGGCCUAGCGGUUGGAACUACCGACCCGCAGCGGGCGCUGCGAAAAACACCACCACCACUGCUACAAGCAACGCUAACACCUCCCCCGCCAGCGUGCCGACUACCGCGCUCCUGCACGGCCCGGCCUGGCGGCCGCGCUUCGGGCUGGGGGAUCUCGCGGCGCAGCGCGGGAGCACGCGCGAGGCCAUGUGCUUCGGGGUGCCGUACUCGGAGCACAGCAGCUUCCGCGAGCUGGCGCUGUUCCUGAUGGCGCUGCGGGUGGAGAAGGUCGUGCCGACUGUGAACGUGGGGAGCGAGGCGGGGCGGAGGCGGAUGAAGGGGUGGGUGGAUAGGUGGCUUGGGGAGAGGAGGAAGGGGGGUGUUGUUAGGGUUUUGGAGGAGGGGGGAGGGGAGGGAAAGGAGAAGAGGGAGGAGAAGGGCAUGGGGAUGGGGGUUGGGCUUUGGGAUGGAAGAGAUGGGAAGGGGGGUGGUGUUUGGUGGUAG
Molecule: messenger RNA, 2794 nt
Organism: Daldinia vernicosa
Lineage: Eukaryota; Fungi; Ascomycota; Sordariomycetes; Xylariales; Hypoxylaceae
Product: DRMBL-domain-containing protein
Exons: 1
Coding region: 164-2794 (876 amino acids)
Biological process (GO): interstrand cross-link repair; protection from non-homologous end joining at telomere; double-strand break repair via nonhomologous end joining
Molecular function (GO): 5'-3' DNA exonuclease activity; damaged DNA binding
Source: RefSeq, a predicted model, not a curated record